AUGACCCUUUCCCUGGUUCUCUCCACCCCAAAGUCUUUUGGAGACAUAGGACCGGUUCCAGGAUUUGGCACAAGCGGCGCUGUGGAGCCGAGCGCUGUUCCACUCUCCGGGACCCGCCUAAUCCCGGCGUGCACUGUGCAGCCCGGGCCGCGGGGUGGGGGGGCGUUGUGGGCGGCCAGGCCCGAGUUGGCGGCCCGGAAGCGCGAGUCCCUUAGGCGUGCAGGCAUUCUGCCGGGCGGGAACGCAGAGACCAUGGCUGAACCGGUUCCGUUACUACUGACGUUUGAGGACAUUGCUGUCUACUUCUCAGAGCAAGAAUGGCAGAACCUGGAGGCGUGGCAGAGGGAUCUUUACAAGCAUGUCAUGAGAGCCAAUUAUGAGAUUCUUGCCUCCCUAGGGGGCCAGCAGGCCGUGGAGGCUGGAGACAGUGAAGGCCAUUUCCCACCUGACCCCGGACGCACCCCUGGGAGACCCCACGGACAUCCAGCUGCCCGCUACUCCAGAGAGGCACUUGGGAGAGACGGAACCCUAGGUCACAUCUGCAGGGAGAGCCUUGCGGGGCAGAGCCUGGUGCAGGAGGCGCCCCCUUCCUGCGGGUCCAGCGGGGAGUGUGGCCAGGGGUUGCCCAGGCGGCUUGGUCUGGCGCGGCCCUCCCGUGGUGCGAGGGGCAGAAACCCGCAUCCCGAGAGUGGAUCACGGCUGGCCCCCUGGCGGCGGCUCUUGUGUUGCGCGCAGUGCGGCCUCGGCUUUGCUCAUCGCUGCCAACUGCGCGAGCACAGGCGCGUGCACAGCGGCGAGCGGCCUUCCCAGAGCACGCAGUGCUCCAAGACCUUCCUCUUUAAGGGCGUGCUGGUGACGCAUGAGCGUACGCACAGCCGUGAGCGGCCUUUUCCCUGCGGCCAGUGCGACAAGGCCUUUGCCAGGCGCUCCAAGCUCACGGAGCAUCUCCGUGUGCACAGCGGGGAGAAGCCCUUUCAGUGCCCCGAAUGCCGCCGCUGCUUUCGCCUGCACACGGGCGGGGUGCGGGCUGACCUGAGGACGCACCAGCGCCUACACGCCGGCGCCUUGCCCUUCACCUGCCAGUUUCGCCUGAAGGCGCAGCUACUCAGCCACCAAGGCCUGCACACCGAGGAGAGACACUUUAGCUGCUCGGAGUGCGGGAAGAACUUUCGGGAAGGGGGCCACCUGCUGAGGCACCAGCGCAUCCACCGGCCCGAGCGGCCCUUCUCCUGCGGAGCCUGCGGCAAGGGCUUCAUCUACAGGUCCAACCUGGCCCAACACAGCCUCAUGCACGCCAAGGCCGCCCCUGUGCCAAGUGAGCCGGAGGUUAAGAGAAGGCUCAGCCAGUUGUUUACAAAGAUUGAGGCCGACUGGAGUUGA
Molecule: messenger RNA, 1380 nt
Organism: Chrysochloris asiatica (Cape golden mole)
Lineage: Eukaryota; Metazoa; Chordata; Mammalia; Afrosoricida; Chrysochloridae
Gene: ZNF786
Product: zinc finger protein 786
Exons: 6
Coding region: 1-1380 (459 amino acids)
Biological process (GO): negative regulation of transcription by RNA polymerase II
Molecular function (GO): DNA-binding transcription repressor activity, RNA polymerase II-specific
Source: RefSeq, a predicted model, not a curated record